AUGGCUACGAUUGCCGUCAUUCUCAAUGACUGCUUGAGAGAGUUCACGGAUCUAACGGCCUCUGGGGUACUCGCGGGAUUUGACGAUGAAGUCACCGAACGCCGGUGGUUGGACGAGUUAGGAAGACUUCGAGUCUGGGCUGCCAAUAUUGGUGCGCAUCAAACAGGACAGUCGUCGCUAGAUUAUCGGCUCCGAGAUGCGUCUCAUUUGAAGAGUGAAACGACAAAAAUCUUACAGCGAACGCUGCAAGUCUUACGAAACUUGCAAGAGGUUACUAAGGAAGACCAACACGAGUCAUCCGAAGAGACUUUCAGUGAUGACAAUGAAUUCGAAGUUGAAGUCGAGGAAAAUGAAUUGACCGACAUUCAAGUACUCUAUCAAAGCCUGCGCAACAAUAUAAAUCUUCUAUUCCAAAUCUCUAUGGCUAUUCGCAAACCCGCUGAUCACGAUCGACUUGUUGGAAUGAACCUCAAACACGCUUCAUUCUUCAAGCCCUGGGCGCAGCAACAUAUUUCACACAAAUUCCCCGACGCUGAGGCGAGCACAAUUCUCCGUUUGAGCGCUGCCAUGGCGAGACAAAAAGCGGUUCUCAAAUAUUUCGAGCGGCACAGUGCCAAACUAGGCAAAGGUUUAUUGGACCACGAUGAUGCAGAAUCACAUCUCCUCUCUGAUACAGUUGCUACCGAGAUGACACUGGCCACCGAAAUGGAUCAUCUUCACUUUCUUGAAACAAACUCGGUGGCUGGUUUGUCGCAAACCUCGUACGCUUCUAGCAUAUUCACCGGAAAUGAUUCUCUUUCAAUCCCAAGUGCUCCAAAAGAGUCAGCAGAUAGAACACCAUUCGAAUGUCCGUAUUGCCGCCUCGUGAUAGUCGUUAAAAACACCAAGGAUUGGGCCCGCCAUGUUUUCAGGGACUUGAUGCCAUAUGUUUGUUUGUCUCACGACUGCAUCACGCCAUCAAAACUAUAUGAAAGUCGUCGACAGUGGUAUCGUCACAUGUGCGAAGCACAUUCACUGUCAGAUGGGCAUCAGAAUCUAUCGAGCUGUCCUCUAUGUCAAGUCAAUAUUGAACCACCUUUGAGCUUUGAAAAGCAUGUUGGCCAUCACUUGGAACAGCUGGCUCUCUUUAUACUACCUCGAACGGAUACGGAAGACGAACAGUCAUUGAAUGACUCGCCCAAAACGGCAUCUGUGAGGGGUUCUCGGGAUCCCAGUGUUGCUGGUAUAUCGGAGACAGGAGUGGAACGAGAGUCUUCUGGCGAGAUACAACGCAAAUGGGAGUCUCCUGAAGAAUUUCUGAUGCGGUUAGGUAAGCUUGAUGAAGAUGAGUUUCAAAAGACCGCUAGGCAAGCUCGCUUUGAAGUUGAUAUUAUUGGUUCAGCUCGAGAGGCUGCGUAUUUGCCGCCAUCGAGUGACCCAGGAUUUCAGGAUUCCAGUGCUUCUAGUGCGCCGGAGGCAGAACGAAAAUUGAAAGUGAAUGAGCAGUUUCUCAUGCGGUCAAAUAAUCUUAGUGAGGAUGACUCUGACAAAGCUGUCAGCCAAUCUUCGCCGCAGAUGAUGGCUCAUGAGCAGAGUUAUGUACUUGAUCCUGAUGAUCACGAGACAAAAAGAAAAUCGGGAAAUCUCUCUGAGUCUGCUACGGCCUUUCUGCGCACUUGGUUCCAUGAUCACCUAGAUGAUCCAUUCCCUAGUGAGAUGGACAAGCAGGCUUUUGUGACGAUAACUGGGUUGUCGAUUGGUCAAGUCAGAUCCACUUGA
Molecule: messenger RNA, 1758 nt
Organism: Penicillium nucicola
Lineage: Eukaryota; Fungi; Ascomycota; Eurotiomycetes; Eurotiales; Aspergillaceae
Exons: 1
Coding region: 1-1758 (585 amino acids)
Biological process (GO): regulation of DNA-templated transcription
Molecular function (GO): DNA binding
Source: RefSeq, a predicted model, not a curated record